Molecule: messenger RNA, 618 nt
Organism: Mesorhabditis spiculigera
Lineage: Eukaryota; Metazoa; Nematoda; Chromadorea; Rhabditida; Rhabditidae
Source: the annotation of a GenBank genome assembly
AUGCAAGCUGAAGGGACGCCAUCACAGGUCGUUGUUGUGGUUGAAAGCGGGACAUCUAUCAUCGAUGGUUUGGAGAGUUGUGCAACGGCUUCAAGCAGUCGAGACCUGCUCGCUUUUGACAAUAAGUACUUCAAAUGUGAAGUCGGUGUCCUGCAGUUUUCGGAUGGAGCCGCUUUACGUGAUUGGUUUGGGGCGACUAAUCAAUCGCCAUUUAUCGGCGCCCUCGUAAUAAGGUUCGGGGAAAACGACUCUGUUGCGCAUAUUCAAGAAUUGAUUAACGCGAACUGUUUCUACGAUGCUGAACAAAUCUACCUUGUUAUGGACGCUGCAACGACGAUAUCUCCAGUUUUCCAACAAAUUACCGGCAUUAUAAAUCAACAUUGUAUUGAAACUAUUGUGUUGGAUCCGACGGAGGAGAUGAUUGAAGAAGCCGAGGAAAACGGUGAAAAAUAUGGACUACCCCGUCUUUAUGAAGCCCUGCAAAUCAUCGAGUGGCCCGCAAAAACGUUAAAACGAGGUGUAACGAAUUGGGGCGCGCAGGCAUCAUCCACACAAUUUUCCUGCAGAAAGGGCGCUGACGAAUUCGGAGAUUGGGUGCGAUUUACGGAAGACGAUGAA